Molecule: messenger RNA, 643 nt
Organism: Arabidopsis thaliana (thale cress)
Lineage: Eukaryota; Viridiplantae; Streptophyta; Magnoliopsida; Brassicales; Brassicaceae
Gene: SAUR75
Product: SAUR-like auxin-responsive protein family
Exons: 1
Coding region: 142-570 (142 amino acids)
Biological process (GO): response to auxin
Cellular component (GO): plasma membrane
Source: RefSeq, marked reviewed
GUUUCUCCUUCUAUAUAAUGAAACAAAGCUUAUUGGUUGUUCCUCAUCAACCAGAAAGAGAUCUACAAACAGAACUCACCAAUCUUAUCUCUUUCCUUCUCCACCUUGCUUUCCAAUCUCAAGCUUUAACUCUCCCUGAAAAUGAUGAUAAACGCAAAGACGCUCAUGAAGUUGGCUAAGACAUGGCAACAAAGAGCAGCCCUCAAGAGGAAAAGAAUUUCAUUUCAGAGAUCAAGUAUUACUACUACUAGCAGCCAAACAACUGUAGAAAAGGGUUGUUUCGUGGUUUACACGGCUGAUAAGAUCCGUUUUUCAUUUCCCUUAAGUUACCUAAGCAACACUAUUGUCCAAGAGCUCUUGAAAAUAUCUGAAGAAGAGUUCGGUCUCCCGACGGAAGGACCAAUCACAUUGCCAUUCGAUUCGGUCUUUUUAGAGUAUCUCAUCAAACUGAUCCAAAGACGAAUGGAUGAAGAUACAGAAAAGGCUCUGUUAUGGUCAAUCUCAAGUGCUAGAUGCUCUUUGCAACCACAACAACAUUGUAGUGCUACUCAACAGUUGCUUGUGUUUUAGAGUUUCGCAAAUUUCUGUUUUUUGUAAAGUUUAGCUUACAAAUCUUUAUCUCUGAAGAAAGAGUUUAGCCUCC